Gorilla gorilla gorilla (western lowland gorilla) is the source of this 2081-nucleotide messenger RNA. It is a transcript of the gene SLC34A3, whose product is annotated as solute carrier family 34 member 3. The transcript has 13 exons. Bases 141 to 1940 code for a protein of 599 amino acids. Gene Ontology annotation, molecular function: sodium:phosphate symporter activity. Gene Ontology annotation, biological process: intracellular phosphate ion homeostasis; sodium-dependent phosphate transport. Gene Ontology annotation, cellular component: apical plasma membrane; vesicle; brush border. NCBI's taxonomy places the organism in Eukaryota, Metazoa, Chordata, Mammalia, Primates, Hominidae. The record is from RefSeq and is a predicted model, not a curated record.
GCACUAGCCUUCCAGUCAGGACCAGCAAGGGAGCCGGGGAGCUGGAGACCCUUCGAGUCUACCCCUGAAACUGGACUGGGCUCGCCUGACAACUGCCUGAGAUCCAGACCUGGGCCUGGGUCUGUCCCUGCCCGAAAUCCAUGCCGAGUUCCCUUCCCAGCAGCCAGAUCCCCCACCCCACUCUGGACGCGGUUGACCUAGUGGAAAGGACUCUGAGGAAUGAAGGGACCUCCAGUUCUGCUCCAGUCUUGGAGGAAGGGGACACAGACCCCUGGACCCUCCCUCAGCUGAAGGACACAAGCCAGCCCUGGAAAGAGCUCCGCGUGGCCGGCAGGCUGCGCCGCGUGGCCGGCAGCGUCCUCAAGGCCUGCGGGCUCCUCGGCAGCCUGUACUUCUUCAUCUGCUCUCUGGACGUCCUCAGCUCCGCCUUCCAGCUGCUGGGCAGCAAAUUGGCCGGAGACAUCUUCAAGGACAACGUGGUGCUGUCCAACCCUGUGGCUGGACUGGUCAUUGGCGUGCUGGUCACAGCCCUGGUGCAAAGUUCCAGCACGUCCUCCUCCAUCGUGGUCAGCAUGGUGGCUGCUAAGCUGCUGACUGUCCGGGCGUCUGUGCCCAUCAUCAUGGGUGUCAACGUAGGCACAUCCAUCACCAGCACCCUGGUCUCAAUGGCGCAGUCAGGGGCCCGGGAUGAAUUUCAGAGGGCUUUCAGCGGCUCGGCGGUGCACGGGAUCUUCAACUGGCUCACGGUGCUGGUCCUGCUGCCACUGGAGAGCGCCACGGCCCUGCUGGAGAGGCUGAGCGAGCUGGCCCUGGGUGCCGCCAGCCUGACGUCCGGAGCGCAGGCGCCCGACAUCCUCAAGGUGCUGACGAAGCCGCUCACACACCUCAUCGUGCAGUUGGACUCCGACAUGAUCAUGAGCAGUGCCACAGGCAACGCCACUAACAGCAGUCUCAUUAAGUACUGGUGCGGCACCACGGGGCAGCCGACCCAGGAGAACAGCGGCGACUGUGGCGCCUUCGGCCCGUGCACAGAGAACAGCACAGCCCCGGCGGACAGGCUGCCCUGCCGCCACCUGUUUGCGGGCACGGAGCUCACGGACCUGGCCGUGGGCUGCAUCCUGCUGGCCGGCUCCCUGCUGGUGCUCUGCGGCUGCCUGGUCCUCAUAGUCAAGCUGCUCAACUCUGUGCUGCGCGGCCGCGUGGCCCAGGUCGUGAAGACGGUCAUCAAUGCGGACUUCCCCUUCCCGCUGGGCUGGCUCGGCGGCUACCUGGCCCUCCUCGCGGGCGCCGGCCUGACCUUCGCACUGCAGAGUAGCAGCGUCUUCACCGCGGCCAUCGUGCCCCUCAUGGGGGUCGGGGUGAUCAGUCUGGACCGGGCGUACCCCCUCUUACUGGGCUCCAACAUCGGCACCACUACCACAGCCCUGCUGGCUGCCCUGGCCAGCCCCGCAGACAGGAUGCUCAGCGCCCUGCAGGUCGCCCUCAUCCACUUCUUCUUCAACCUGGCCGGCAUCCUGCUGUGGUACCUGGUGCCUGCACUGCGGCUGCCCAUCCCGCUGGCCAGGCACUUCGGGGUGGUGACCGCCCGUUACCGCUGGGUGGCUGGGGUCUACCUGCUGCUCGGAUUCCUGCUGCUGCCCCUGGCGGCCUUCGGGCUCUCCCUGGCAGGGGGCAUGGUGCUGGCCGCUGUCGGGGGUCCCCUGGUGGGGCUGGUGCUCCUCAUCAUCCUGGUUACUGUCCUGCAGCGGCGCCGGCCGGCCUGGCUGCCUGUCCGCCUGCGCUCCUGGGCUUGGCUACCCGUCUGGCUCCACUCUCUGGAGCCCUGGGACCACCUGGUGACCCGCUGCUGCCCCUGCAACGUCUGCAGCCCCCCGAAGGCCACCACCAAAGAGGCCCACUGCUACGAGAACCCUGAGAUCUUGGCCUCCCAGCAGUUGUGACGGGCAGUUGCUGCGCAGACCACCCCACCCUCCCCGGCUGGGAGGGCUCUGGAGGGCCCUGGGGCGGGGGGGUCCCCGCGGCAGCUGACCUCCGGUCACCUGCUUCCCCUUCUGUGCAAAUAAACCAGGCUGUUAUCUGGG